UGUUUUGUGUUAAUUCGAAGAUGCGGAUUUAAAGCUAGGGGUAUUGUCACAGGUCGACAAAAAUGUCGAAAGUGUUUGUAGAAACAGUUUUAUAGUAUUCGUAUUGAAAUCAGAAUGUCAAGACACAGAAAUGUUCGUUCCAUGAACUACGAAGAUGAGUAUUAUGACGAAGAUGAUGUUUAUGGACACUCUAUAGAGGAUAACUAUUGCAUCUCACCAGGAACUGCUGCACAGUUUACAUACAAUCGUGAACGCAAUGUGGCACUGUCAAACUUCAUGGAUGAACAAGGAGGGAUCCCAGAGGAGGAUGAGAGUGAGGACACAGACGAGGGGACACCUCGAACUCAGCACCGUAGCUCACUCGAUUAUACACGCCCCAAACUCACUGAUGUUGAUGAAGCCAAGUUGAACUCUGUGUUAGAGGAAGUGAGGAAUGUGCUGGGAGAGGCCGUCCCGGAGGGUGUUAUGGUGGAUACUAUCAUGAGGCACAACUUCAGUGUGGAGGGAUCACUUAAUGAACUCCUUAAUUCGCAAGAGGCACCAAAACCCCAGAGAGAACCAAGAAAAGACCGCCGGAACAGAUCACAAGAACUAGAUGAUGAGAUAGACUGUGAUAAUUGUUAUAGUUUACAGGAUAAUGUGUUUUCUUACCUUCCAAAAACCACGGGGGGUGUUAUGAAGUUUGGGGACAGUGUUUCUCCCCAGUCCCCAUCUUUUUUGUUGCAGUCACAUGAUGUUUCAGUCAGUCCCUUGACAGAUCUCCCAACUGGUCACAUAGUUGUCAAACAACAGUGUGCAUCUUUUAAACGUCCAUUACAUUGUGGUCUGACAGAUGCAGGUAGUGCUACAGAUGGUAAAGAUGCCAGAAAGGUUGUAGGAGGCUUGUUUUAUAAUACACAGCAUGGUCAGAAUGUUCAAAGCCAAAAGUUAAGUGACUCUACAACAGGAGGUACAUCAACAGAUCACACAGAAGUUAAGCAGUCAUCACCAUUAGAAAAACAGCAUGGUCUCAGGAAGAAAGAAGCUAUUUCUACAGAACAAAAUAUGUCUCAGGAGUUGAAGGCCAAUACACAGUUACCUUUAUCUGAUUUAGCGAAAGAACAUUAUGCAAGCAACAUUCCUACUGCAAAGAAACCUACUCAGUCAUUACUGUCAGACUUAGCAGAGAGCCAGUUACACAAUUCCAUGCAUACAAGUACAUUGUCAGAAUUUAAUUCUCCAUCAGCUGUUGUCUCAGCUCAGAACAAAACAUCUGCAGUUUCAGUAGGUGGUAAAGAAGACAGUUCCAAAGAUAUUGUCAGUAAUAAAUCAAAUGAAACACAGAAUAAAUUAUCACUACCUUCAUCCUGUUUAACCAAAGCACAUCUGAGUAAGACUCAAGAUCCAUCCUCAGUACUGUCAAACUUAAGUACUGAGCAUAAGUCAAAAAUGUUACCUGCCCUAUCAAGAAUUACUUUAUCAUCCCUUUCAGGAUUAGCUAAAGCUCAUACGGACAACUCUUUGUCACAAUUAGCUAAAACACAUUCUGAAAACUCGUCACCAUUAUCACAGUUAGCAAAAACUAAUACCCAGAACUCUUCACCUUUGUCACAAUUAGCUAAAGCUCAUUCCGAAAAUUCUUCAUCUUUGUCAGGGUUAGCUAAAGCUCAUUCCGAAAACUCCUGUCCUUUGUCACAGUUGGCUAAAGCUCAUUCCGAAAAUUCUUCAUCUUUGUCAGGGUUAGCAAAAGUUCAAUCAGGUAGUUCUCUUGGUAGUUCUCCAGUAAGAUUGUCAUUAUCACAGCUAGCAGCAGCUGAUGGUGUGAAGACAUCACCUAUGUCAGCAGCUGGGAAGGAAAACAAAUCUGAUAACAAAGGGAAUCAGGAUGUUUGGCAGCAGAAGUCAGGCACUGCAUCAGAAAUGUUCAAGAACAAGUCAGACAAGGAGCAGAUCAUGAAAUCACUAAGUAGUUUGAUAGAGAAAAGAGACAAAAAGGGGGAUAAUGGUUUGAUAGAGAAAAGUGACAAAAUGGAAAAUGAAAUUAUUGUGACCAGGCAGAGCACUGCAUCAGAAAUGUUCAAGAAUAAGUCAGACAAGGAGCAGAUCAUGAAAUCACUAAGUAGUUUGAUAGAGAAAAGAGACAAAAAGGGGGAUAAUGGUUUGAUAGAGGAAAGUGACAAAAAGGAAAAUGAAAUUAUUGUGACCAGACAAUGUGCAAGUUUGAAAAGGACUGAAACAAAGAGAGAUGGUGAAAACCUUAAAGACAAAAACAAAGAGAGUGUUGAAUCAGAUAAUGAUGGUGAAACCAUUUUGGCUAAAGCGAAAGGUAUAUCCUUGGCAGAUCUUGCCACAAGAAAAGGUCCACAGUUAUUAAAGGAUACAAAAGAAAAACUUAAUUCUAAUAUUGAGAAUACAAACAAGGUGUCUAACUCAGUUGAAAAAGACAUAACUGUAGGAGGAUCAGAUGUAAUAUUAGCUGAUACCAAAAAGGAGUCAGAAGACUUGGAUUUGUCUGAUGGAAAGCUGACAUUCCUAGAUGAUGUGCAGGUGGAGAAUUUUAAAAAUCAUUUAAAAGGUCCAUCUGGUAUUGGAAACACCCUUUGCCUAGAGAUCAAGGUCAGACCAGGCAGAAAGAAAGGAAAGAGGUACAAACAGAAGAAGUUUAGUUAUAAAUGUCAGCUGAAGGGCUUGGGAGAGAUUCUUUGUGUUGAAAUGAACCAGAUUAAACCUUUUGACUUCAGUACACCCUCUCCUGAUGACAUAGUAAAAGCCAAGCAGAAACAAGCGUUCAAUAGGAGCGGAAAAUGAAAUAAGAUUUUAAUGCAAAACCGUUUCAAGCAGUGAAAUGAUCUCAGUUUGAUGUGUCGCAACAUAUAGAACAAAAUAUUUUUCCUACUAUUUUAAAUUUUUAGCUUGACUAUUUAUUGAGUAAGUAGGGCUAUUGCACAAAGUCAUUCAUCAGAAACUGUGUCUGCAUCUUCAUCCAAAUCUGGUUAAGUUUUAAUGUAAAGCUGCUAUCUUGGUAGCGUGUACUGCACAGGUUCUUUUACCCUUUUUCGCUUUCUUUCAUAAGUUACGCCCUUUUUUACUUUAAAUAUUCAUUUGUCUAUAUUUUUUAGUGACAAAGCUUUCGAAUAGUCUAGUGUAACAGUUUGUGUCCAGACUGCGUUCCUGUUUUUGUCUCUGACAGUACAAAUACCAGUCUGCUCAUGUACAUAAAUGUUGGGAGUAGUUUAAGUUUGAUUGCCUCUGUAUAUUAUUUAUUGGAUACUUCCUUCUAUUCAUGUUUAUACACUUCAAUUUAAAAUCAAAAUAUGAAAUUAUUAUGUAUUGUUUUUGUGCACUUGGCCAAAAUUUGUGGGGAGGAACUGGGCACUUAGAUUUGCUUCUGUCUGUAUGUCUGUCCAUCCAUCCAGAUGUUCAUCUCUUUGCAUUCUUGUUGUGCUUUUAUCAAAAUGUAUUUGACAUUGGAUCAUCAAACAUCAAAGGAUUGUUAUUCAGCAUGUGAAGCUUUGCACCAGGGGUUUUGUUUGGGAUUUCUUACAUGUGAUUAUGGCCAUUGACUUAUUCAAAUAGAUACAUUAAGGGUCAAAAUUUUUAUGGCCAUUGACUUAUUCAAAUAGAUACAUUAAGGGUCAAAAUUUUGUGUCACACUAAUCUCAAAAAAUAUUUGACCUACUGUCAUGAAAAGCAUGAAAGCAUAUGUAGGAAUAGUAUUUUCAGCAUGUGAAGAUGUGCACCUGAGAUUUUAUUUGGGAUUUCAUGUAGCAAAUCGGAGUUAUGGAUCUUGUCAGUCAAGAAUGAUGCAUUAAGGGCCUUAAAGUUUGUGCCAUAAUAUCUCAAGAAGCAUUUGACCUCAUGAAGAAGUUGUGCACUGCGGGGAGUGGGGUGUAUUUGUGAUUUACCCACUACUACUCCCUCAACACUCCAAAAAAGCGAAAUUCUCUUUUAUUUUAAUCAUUUAUAGUUUCUUUUAUCCUGUUUUCCUUGAUCAGGAAAUGUUUUUUUUGUACAUUGGUAAGAUCCUUACCUGUCAUUGACAGCUGGAGCAUGACUCCUGGUCCAUGUGUAUUUUUAUUCUCUCUGCUACUCAUUUGUCAGAAUCUUUGUCCAUUGGCAGUUAGAACAAAACAGUUAAUUCAGAACUUUCAUUGUCAGCUGAAUAUGACACUACAGGGUCAGUAAGUAGGGGCGUCGGUGUCCUGUAGACACAAAUUUAAUUAUUUUACUCUGAAAUAAUUUAUUUUUGAGAACAUGAAAUUUCAUGCUUUUGACAAAAAAAAAUGGCUAUUCAAUGGGGACACUAAUUAGUGGGAUUUAGAUUUUAGAAUGAAGUAGGUGGAAAAUGAUCAAUUUUAUUUUCGUAAUUUCUACAUGUUUAGUAUUAUUUUUCUUCUAAGUGAAAAAAUGGGGAGUGUUCUUCAUUACUGACUUUGCUAUCCGCAGUUUUGACAUAGCUUACCUUAUCUGAUUAUGUGCUAAUUUAUUUAAUUUACACUCUGUUCUAUUUUAUUGAUGGCACAAAGUUUCAAACAGUGACAAUUCAGAAAUGUGUAGACAUUUGCAUGACUGUAAUAAUGCAACAAAACCACUUGUACUUGUAUCAUAGCUAGGUGUUUUUUCUUAACAAAUUUGGUGCAGGUAAAUCGUAGACACUGAGUACAGGGUGCGGUAACUAAAAGUGUGCAGGUAUUUAAUACCCGCAUGCUAAUUACCGCACUGUUGGAUAGGAAAGUAUGCCAGCAUGUCUGGAACAGUAGACAGCGAAGUGUAUCUUAUUGAUUUUCUGCUCUCGCAUUGGUUUAUUUUACCUGGGCUUUACACAUUUGUAAAGCAAGGAUUUUAAGUACUCACUGAACUGCUGUAUAUGGCAAUGUGGAAUGCCUACAACUACCAUUUUUGGAUGGCUAUGAUACAAAACAGAAAGAACAUUAAAACUCUCGGAUAAACGAUUUAUACUCGGGGCUACGCCCCCUCGUACAAAUCGUUUACCCUCGAGUUUCAAUGCUCUUUCUAUUACUUACUUGAAUUCUACGCACUAUUAGCAAUGCAUUAAAGUUUGACAUUUUCAGGAUUUUUUUUUGCAAAUACUGGUAAAAGGAAUUGUCUAUAUGCACUUUUAUAAGUAUGAUUUGAAUAAAUGUUUCUAUUUUUGUUGAAAAUAAAACCUUUUAAUUUCAUAAUUAUUGUCUGUCUUAAAAUAAAGACAGCCAAGAUUAAUUAUGUACAUUGGAAAAAAUAAAAAAACGCAGCUUCCAUUUAUGGUAAAUAUUUCAUUUUUCAGCUUGUAUACAGAUAUUUUGAUACACAUUAAAUUUUAUUAAUACUCAUUAAAUGUUAUCUAAAAUGAUGUUUGUGUGACCAUAUGUAGCUUGUGUUAUAAUGCAUUUCAUACCAAAUUCAUAGCAUGUUUUUUAUGCCCCCACUUUGUUGGGGGUGGGGGGGAGGGGUGCAUAUAGAUUUGCCCUUGGCCGUCCGUCCAUCCGUCCUUCUGAGAAUGUUGUGUCGCGCCUAGCUCCAAAAGUAUUUGACGUAGAGUCACAAAACUUUACAGGAAUGUUGGUCAGCAUGUGUAGUCAGCAUGUGUAGUUGUGCACCUGGGGUUUUGUGUCCAGAUUCAUUCAGUCCGGUAGGAGUUAUGGCCCCUGACUUUGUAAAAAUUGGUCAUUUUAGUGUUAUGUUGCGCCUAGCUCCAAAAGUAUUUCACGUAGAGUCACAGAACUUUACAGGAAUGUUGGUCAGCAUGUAUAGUAAUGCACCUGGGGUUUCGCGUCCGGAUUCAUUCAGUCGUGUAGGAGUUAUGGCCCCUGACUUAGUAAAAAAUUGGUCAUUUUAAUGUUGUGUCGCGCGUAGCUCCAAAAGUAUUUGACCUAGAGUCACCAAAGUUUACAGGAAUGUUGGUCAGCAUGUGCAGUUGUGCACCUGGGGUUUCGCGUCUGGAUUCAUUCAGAAGUGGGGGCAUCUGUGUCCCAUGGGCACAUUUCUAGUUUUUCAAAACUUAAUGCUACAAAAUGGUUGAUAAUUGUUCAUAUAUAAAAAUAAACAUGUUGCUUCUUACAUUGAAAACUACCUAUUUUUGUUUGCUACUUUUGUUACAUUGAAAACAACUCAUUUUUGUUGCUACUGCUACUGUAUAUAUUAUGUUAAUUGAUAUUUGGUACUGAUUAAUUAUGGUAUGAAAUAAUAUUUUUUUAUAUUUAUACAAUUUGUAAUUUUGUUAUUAACUAAUUUAACAUUGUCAAAUACAUUGUCAGGAAAGAAAUAUUGUCAAAUAAAUUUUCAGGAAAGAAACACAA
This is a messenger RNA of Mercenaria mercenaria, 6275 nucleotides long. Its product is annotated as HBS1-like protein. The record is from RefSeq and is a predicted model, not a curated record. The coding region runs from base 115 to 2787 and encodes 890 amino acids. Lineage: Eukaryota; Metazoa; Mollusca; Bivalvia; Venerida; Veneridae. The transcript is spliced from 6 exons. Gene Ontology annotation, biological process: translation. Gene Ontology annotation, molecular function: GTP binding; GTPase activity.